UCUCGCCGCUCAGUGUCGUCUUGUUGGUUGUCGCGUUCGUGUGCGCGCACUGAGAAAAGCGGAACGCCAGCGUUGCACUAACCGUUGCAGUUUCUAUAUUCCUCUCGAGUCGCCGAUUUCAGAGCUGUUCGUACCGCUCGUGGAGUGCGUGCGUUUUAACCAAAACAACUACCAAAUCGCGUACAAGAUACCAAACCAAUACAACCGAGAGGCCCAAAAGGAAAACCCCAUGCUGUGGAGGGCAUUUUGCAUUUUGUUUACCUCGAUGGCUGUGUGGAGUGCAAUUUGACGAUUAUAUAAUAUAAAAUACAAAAUACAAAGAAUAGGGAAAACAAGUAACAGUGCGCGGCAUUCGAUUUUAAUUGCAAUCAACUACAAUAACCGCUGAAAUCUUUUGCAGUAAUAUGUUGCCUUCAAAUCAAUUGGGAAACCAACAACCAAAGUUAACGCAACGUUUCUAAAACUUAAAGUCUAAACACCAAACGAAAUAAUAGUUACAAAAUACACAAUAAUAUUUAAACCAAACCAAAAGUGGCCUGCAAAACGAAGCAACCAAAACAACCAAGAAAUGUGAUUCAAAGUGUGCAAUGUAACCAAAUUAUAAUUAGCAAGCUAAAUAAAACGAUAACCAAAGCAGGAGAAAAGCCGUGGAAAAUCAGCGGGAAAACCAAAGCCAGGCCAAAUGGAAAACAAGGAAUCCGGCAGCCAAUCGAACAGCCAACUAGCAGCCAUCGUGGCCAAUGAUUAAGGGAACACUUUGUUAGCCAACUCGUAGUAGCAGCAUCCCCCGUCCACACAUAAACCCCCAGUAACACAGCCACUCAGCCGCACAGAACCACUCGACCUCCCCUCGCAUCUCGAUGCCCGCACAGAAGGCGUUGGAGCAACAAUUAUAGAAUAGACAGCCAACCACAUCAGCUCCGCUCAGACCCAACUGCAAACUCCAAUCACCAGCUCCAGCUCCAACUCAAUCUCAAUCCCGAGCCAAAACCCCCAACAUGGACAUCAAGAUUGAACAGCAGCAGCAGCAACAGCAAGUGGAGCUGGGACCGUGUUCCCCCUCGGAGGUGCCCAAUGAUCCCGGAAAAAUGUUCAUUGGCGGCCUCAGUUGGCAGACAAGUCCAGAGAGCUUACGCGAUUACUUCGGACGUUACGGUGAUAUCUCAGAGGCUAUGGUCAUGAAGGAUCCCACGACGCGCAGAUCCAGAGGCUUCGGCUUUGUCACAUUCAGCGAUCCAAAUAGCGUUGAUAAGGUACUCACCCAAGGCACACACGAGCUGGAUGGCAAAAAGGUCGAUCCGAAAGUAGCUUUUCCGCGCCGUGCACAUCCCAAGAUGGUGACGAGAACGAAGAAAAUCUUUGUGGGCGGCCUCUCGGCGCCCACCACACUGGAGGAUGUCAAAAGUUACUUCGAACAGUUUGGUCCGAUCGAGGAUGCAAUGUUGAUGUUCGAUAAGCAGACCAAUCGGCACAGAGGUUUUGGCUUCGUUACAUUUCAAAGCGAAGAUGUGGUAGACAAAGUUUGCGAAAUUCAUUUCCACGAGAUAAACAACAAAAUGGUCGAGUGCAAGAAGGCGCAGCCGAAGGAAGUGAUGCUGCCGGCCAAUCUGGCCAAGACGCGGGCUGCCGGGCGUUCCGCAUACGAUAACAUCAUGUGGGGACUGGGGACAUUGCCCGAAGGUUUUCCGGCAGCUGCCUAUGCUGCCUAUGCCGCUGGUCGCGGAUACUCGGGCUAUCCCAGUUUUGGACUGCCCUAUCCAACUGUUGAUCUAACCAAUGGGCAGCUGACACCCAACAACAAUACACCGCUGCUGACCCAGGCGCUGUCAGUGAUGAACAACUAUCAGGCGGCUGCUGCGGCUGCCCACAGCUAUGGACCGUCGGCAUCGCCGCAUGCCGCCGCCGCCAACACGGCCACCCGGCAGGGAUUCCCCUCCACCAACUCACCUGGCCCCACCAUCGACAUGUACAGCUCGGCGGCCGCCGACAAUGUGGGCUAUGUGCAGGCCACCAGUCCGCAGCCGUCCGGCUUCCCCAUCGCCGUCAGCCGCGCCCCGUUGAACUACAGCCCGGGACCACUAAUUCCUGCGGCAUUUACAAAUGGAUACCAUUAAAAGGUGGCGCCGACAACCGCAAUGACAACAGCAACAACAACAGCAACAGCAGCAGCAGCAGCAACAACAGCAACAGGAGCAACAAAUGCAACAGCAACUUUAGCAACAAAUGACAGACACACACACACACACACUCAGACACAGAUACACACUGCAGUGCUGCAACCACAGAGCGCAAAAAAGAAGUAAUUUAAAGUUAUAUAUACCUGCAUAUAUAUAAAUAUAAAUCAAAUAAAGUACAUAUUACAUAUUUGUGUAUUUCCACAUGCAAGAAAAACAGAGACAACUGCAAGAGCAACAAACAAUAAACCAAACACACAUAUUAUAAUUAAUUAAUUAACGUAUAUUACAAAUACGUAUAUAUAAACGCAUGGGAAAAAACGUAAAAAAGCGAAAAAUGAACAAAAAAAAAAGUGAUGAGGACGAACUACGAGCGAACACAAACAACAAAAAUUAAUUUUAAUUUAACAACUACUACAACAACAACAAAAUCGGCAAGAACAACGCUUGGCCCCGAAAGAUGCAACGUGUGCAGCAAAAAUCGUUUAAAAUGCAAAUUAAACGGAAACUGUGCGUCCAACUGGAGUGGAGUGCCAUCGCGAUGGGGCGGUGGGUGGGGGCGUGGUCCUGCUCACACAGCGAAAAAAAAGGACUCCACCGCACCGAGCCGCCAACACGCCCCACGCCCACCGCCCACAGAUGACAACCAGGCCAAAAGGGGCGUAACCACUUUUAAGUAAUGAGAAACCAACAAACAAAAAAGCAAAAACCAAAAAAAAAAUAUAAAUCACAAAAAAGUACGUGGGGGUUACUAAUAAAACGACAGAGUUGAAAAACAGGAUAAAGCGAAAAUGUUGCAAUAAUAGCGAAAAUGUUAUUAUUUAAUUGCGUAUUAUUAAAGGAAAAUUAUUAUUACCAUUAUUAUUGCUAUUCUUAACGUAUCUAAGUUGUAACUUUUAAAGUUAAAGUCGAUAUAUAUAUAUAUAUAGUAUAUAUACCUAUAUAUACACAAGGAUAUACACUCUUAUACACAUAAAGUAAACUGCAAUAUAUACAAAGGGAAUUACUUGAAUCAAAAAACGCGAAACCAACCACAAGUUAUUGUACUUUCAACGAUAAUCGAUUUAAGAUGCGAAUUGGAGGUGUUCGAGUUUGAAAAUGUUAAGAAUCGGUUGGGUUUAGUUCUGAUUUCCGGACUGGGUUGGGGUAUGAAUCAAAUCAAAAUUGUGCUUACAAUUAUAUUUAUGAAUUUAUUUUAAAGUACAACAAAUCCUUUAUUGGCCAAAGUAAACAACAAAGAAACAAAAGCGAAUGUGAGCAAAAGUCGAAGGCAAUUUGUUAUUAACUAUGUUGAAGUUCUCUUUCUCAUUAUUUCAAUCGAGUCAGGGGAAGGUAGGGGAAAAAACCUAUAACUUUUGUGUUCACAUUGAAAGCAAAGUGGUAAAUAAUGCUAAUUAAUCAGUGGAUAGUUAGACAAAUAUGUUAAAGCAUUAAAUAUGACAAUGAAAGCGAAGUGAGAGAGUGAAAUUCCGUAGCUCGAGGCAUAAAUCAAUUUAUUUGCUAAACACAAUGGAGUAUCCAAAACAAUGAAAACGCAAAAAGCAAAAUGCAACACCCUAAAUAUUUAAGAAACACACCAUUUUUGAAAUACAAGAUACCAGAAAGCAGAUACAAGAUACAUACAUACACGCCACACACCCAAACACAAUACACGAACAUAACACAGAUCUUACCGAUAAAUCAAAAAGAAACACUUAAACAAAUUACUUGGUAAGAGCAUAUGCAAAUAUAACAAUGAACUAUUAUACAUACAACAUAUAGUACGAUUAAGUAAAUAAAAUAUUUAUAAAACAAACGCGCAAAAUUGCAAAUGUUUGAACACUUAACUAAAUAUAUCUGUAAACAAGCGUGUAAAAAGGAUCACAGAUGCGCCACAAAAGCGCUAGUGGAAAAUUGGAAAUGAAAACGAUGAUGAAAAUUGAAAUGAAUAUGAAAAUGUCGAUGACGAUGACGAUGAUGAUGAAUGCAGGCCACGCAAUGUGCAAUUAAUUUUUUUCUAGUCGCUCCGUCCGGCUAAAUCGCCCGGACGAUGAAUGUACUAGACAUAUUUGAGGAUUAUGACGAUAACGACGACGAUGCAAUCGGGGGCGUAAUAGAAAAAUAUAUUUAUAUACAACUAUAUGGAGUAUUAAAUUAUUGGAAAAGCAAACCAAACAAAACCUAUCAGCUAGAUAAGUAAACAACAUUUGUUACACACAGCAAGUGGGGGAUAAUUGCGAGCAACAAAAAACCAGAAAACCAAAAUAGCAGAGACAAGAAAAUAUUCUAUAAUUGACAGAACAACAAUACAUACGUUGCGCUUUUUGUCUGUCUCAGAUUUUUUGCAUUAGGCGACGAAAAAACAAAAACCCACUCACACACACACAACUGAAUCAAAAGCCAAGAGACAGCAAACAGCAAGCAGAGAAAAGCCAGUGGAAAAACAAAAGCAAAUGCCGAAACAGUGAAAAUGUUCCUUUCAUAACUUUUUUGCCAAAUUGUCAAACCAACGCUCUCCAGGACUUUUGUCGAGUCCUCGGACCAACAAACUUACACAUUACCUAUAUAGUAUGUUAGAUGGAAUCGCGGAAACAGAAACCGAAUCCGAACAGCAAACAUAUGCGAUAAUUGAAGAGGGACAGCAAAUAGUUGCAGUGUAACAUAAACAACAUUAAACGUUUAAAGUGUUGACUAUACCCCACACGCCGAUCAUUUAUGAUUUUCCAAAGAUCGUGGCUUGCGACUUUGCCAUGUGCAUCACACUUACAUAUAAAUAAUCAAAAAACCAAACAAAUUAAGGAAGCUAAGGAAGUGGGAAAUCUUCAAUUUUAGAUAGACAAAGUUCAGACCAUUCGACGGUCUGACAUAUCGGGACUUUGGACGGAAGAAGAUUACUUUAGCAGGUCACAGGUCAUGGGAGGCGAAUUCCAAAUGCAGCUUCUAUCCUGCGGGGCAGAUAUUUUUAAACGGGGGUGGCUGGCGGAGGGCAGCGACGGCAAACAUGUUAUAUUUGCAUAAUAUAUAUAUAUAUAUAUAUAUUAAACCUACUUCUAAGGCAUAUAUAAAUAUAUAUAAAUAAAUAUAUUUUUAAGACAUGUUCUAAAAGCAAUAAUUCAAAACAACAACAAGCGCGGCAGAGGCAGACGUAAAUUGAACAAAUCCCCAAAAGGAAUACAUAAAAUAUACACCAAUAUAUAAAUAUACAUUAAAUAUAUACACCUACACCUAAUUAUAUAUAUAUACAUGCAUACCAGAUAUAUAUAUAUCUAUAUAUGUAUGUAUUCAAGAAGCGACUAGCUGCAACACCAGGCCGACCAUCGACUAUCUUAGUCAGAGUCUGAGGAAAUCAUUUCGCUGGCAGCUAAGCCUGUAUUGCUACACUUCUUUAACUAGAGCCCCAUGAUCCACGAUCAUUGGGCCGGCAAUCGUUUGUACUCGUAUUAUUUGUGGUGUAGGUAGACGCAGGACGAAGGACCUCGAGACGGACUCGGGAUCCCCAAAUCCCUUUUCGUUGUAUGUCGAUGCAGCUUUAGGUGUAAUUUUGAGUCUUUCCUAGAAGUUUCCCCAGCAUUCCCAGCUAUCGAUCGACUCUAGGCUUUCCGUUUGUGUUUUGUAGUGCUGUAUAUUCUAUUAAGGAUUUUCUGCGGAAGCUAUAGCCGAUCACAGACAUAUAUAGUAACUAUUGGUAUACCGGAUAAACUUCUGCUUAAAGAAUACCGAAACAACAACCAAUGCGUCCUUGUAACAAAAUCAAUUUCAGUCAAUUAGAGAAUUUCCAACACCAAACAGCACAGAGACAUAAAGACAACAACAAGCAACAAGAACAUUUUUUAAAUACCAAAAAAAAAGAACAAAAAGCGAACAAGUGAAGACAAAAACAAAGCAAAAACAAACAUUUUUUCAUUAUUUUUUUACUGAUGCGCCGUCGGAGCGAAGAAAAUAUAGGUUGAGAUCGCGGCAGAGGACGGCGCAGGCGCAAAAGCUUUAAAUUGAACAAAAUAUUAAUAACACGAACAAGGAAAAAAAAAACAAUUUAUAGGAUUCGACAUGUGAGGUCUCUUUUUUAUAUCGAGAACGGAGAAGUGUGUGUAUAAAAAGUAUGCCAUAACGAUUUUUUAAAAAUAAUGUACCCCAUACUUUAAGCUAUACGCAACUUUCGGUCAAAAAGUCAAUUGGUGGUCGAAGCCGGGUGGUAGAAAGCCAAAAGUUGAAAAUAAACACGUGGCACAAAAAAGACAUAAAGUGUAAUGUAAAAUAGUUUUAAAUUGGCGAAACACCAGAAGACGAUGAUGAGGAUUGGGUGUAGGCGGAGUUACGUAGAUACAUAUACGAAUUGCUUUCCGUUUUUCUCUUAUUAUUGACUUACAAACAUAUCAGUUCUUAUUAUGUGUAUGAGUAUAGCAACAACAUCAACAAAUACGAUUAAAAUUACUAUAAAGAUUACGAUAAUGAAAUACAAUUUAACUAAUAUCUAGCGCUAACGAACGAAUGUACUUUCUGUUUACCAAAACCAAGAACAACCACACAGAUGAGUUAGGCAUGCCGCCAACUUGGCCUUUUUGAGAAGCGCAGAGAGCGGCGCAAAGGGGCGCAUUUCCGAACGAUUUACGACUUGUGGGCCUUCUACACUUUGACGUGCUUUUAUACGAUAGCAAUCCUUUUACUCACACGAGACAUUUCUAUCCUCGGUUCUUUUUUAUAGACAUGUGUACAUACACCCCACAGCACCCACAUAAUGGACACACACACCCAUACAACCAUACACCCACACUCAGCCACAGACAAAGACACAGUCACAGACACUGGCACACGCAUAUAUACGAUGGAGAUCACAUACAAAAGAACCUUCAUACGAACGAUCACUUGACUAUUUUUGCUAUAAGUAAGAAAUUCCCCCCAGGAAUGUGUCAGUUGGAAGUGGCAGAACUCCUGCUGACAAAACACCUUUACUAUAUUGACAAUAUCUCUUAUAUAUUUUACACUAUACUAUAUGGAAAAUUAUAUAUUAAUAUAUACAAGAAAAUGAGGAAAACCAAAAACAAAUAAUACAUAAUUGAGGCAAGACAAACGGCGUGAGUGGCGUUAAAAUUGUAUUUACAAGAAAUGCGUAACCAAGCAAGAUGAAAUCAUUUUAAUACUUUAUACACAUAAAAGUCAAAGGAAUCUUUAGAGAGGAAAACAGGCGGCAGAUGAAUAUGCAACUACAAGACAGACAACAAGACGAUGAAGAUACAUUUAUAAAAUGCGCCAUAGCAGGGCGUCCAGUUUGUAAGUAUUCUAACUAUGUAAGUAAAGUAAUUAGGGAGCGCAGAACGAGAAUCAAUUAAAAAUACAUACUACUGUCUACGAAGCCGCAGAGCCAAAAACUCUGGCCACUUUCAGUGCGAAUACUGUAACAACACAAAUGAAACCAGAUGGAAUGAAUGCCGGAUGCUGGAUGCGAUGUAUUCGCAUGAUUCAAAAUCGGACACAUUGGGUAUGAUGAUGAAUGUUGGAUGAGAGUUGCGAGUUGCGAAAUGGCCAAUGUGUGUACAUAAGCAUAAACAUAAUAUAAACUGGUACAGUACUACACUUACAGCAAACUAUACAAGGUAACAACAUAAUAAUUAAACGCCAGGAAGCGCAACAAAGCGACAAAGGGGAAGACACAUACACAUAAAUAGAGGCAUAACGAGAAUUUAAUAAACCAUUUUUCAUUUCUAUAAAGAAAUCCGGUAACGAAUUUGUAUAUUUACUACGAGAGAAUGCGUAAGAACGAGUCAAGAAAUAAGAAAAUCCGAGAUAUAUACAAAAAGAUAUAUGUUAAACGGAGGACAAAUCCCAAAAAGACCGAAGAAUCCUUCUGAGGACAGCAAAUAAGCCCGUAUAUAUGAGAAAAUAAAACCCAAAUUGAUAUAUACAUAUAUAUACAUAGUUAUAUAACCAAGAACAACAAAUAAACAUAUAGUUAAAUUCAAUAAUGUUAAGCAUUCGAUGAGCAAACAGACAGGCAGUCACGCAUAUUGGUGGUUACAAAAAAAUUCAAUUAUAUUUAAGGACCCUCGAACCGAAAGAACAUAAUGAAACUAUGCGGCCACCAACAGCAUCAGCAACAAAACCAUCAACAACGGCAACAUCCUUAACAACAAACGCAAGUGCAACAUUUAUUAACGGACGACAAAAGGGCAAAUUGUUGCUCUUUUACACACACGAAAUUACAUAAGUUUUUAAGAGAGACACACACACACACCUCACCCAUACACACCCACAUCCACUCACACAGUCAGCCCGCAAUAUGUAUAUGCAACAAAAGUGCGAACAGCUUUAGCAGCAAAUUAAAACUCACUUUGUUCACCAUGUGCCACGUACAGGGGAGGAUAGACGAGGUUCUUGGGGAAGUGGAUAGCUAUCCCACUAUACCCUCGAUCGGGUUAAGAUCGGCAGUGAAAUAGGCAGAAUCAGCAGCAAGAACAGAGAUCAGCAACCGCAUAUUAAACCAAAAUGAACAAAAAACGGAGAAAAACAAACAAAACA
This is a messenger RNA of Drosophila sechellia, 8666 nucleotides long. It is a transcript of the gene Rbp6, whose product is annotated as RNA-binding protein 6. Gene Ontology annotation, cellular component: cytoplasm. NCBI's taxonomy places the organism in Eukaryota, Metazoa, Arthropoda, Insecta, Diptera, Drosophilidae. Gene Ontology annotation, biological process: regulation of translation. The transcript has 15 exons. Gene Ontology annotation, molecular function: mRNA binding. The record is from RefSeq and is a predicted model, not a curated record. The coding region runs from base 999 to 2114 and encodes 371 amino acids.